This is a messenger RNA of Gastrolobium bilobum, 1352 nucleotides long. Its product is annotated as protein HEAT INTOLERANT 4-like. The record is from RefSeq and is a predicted model, not a curated record. Lineage: Eukaryota; Viridiplantae; Streptophyta; Magnoliopsida; Fabales; Fabaceae. Gene Ontology annotation, biological process: regulation of cellular response to heat. The transcript has 15 exons. Bases 27 to 1016 code for a protein of 329 amino acids.
CACUACAAACCUAAGAACGAUUCACAAUGAGGAAAGGAACGAAGAGGAAAACGAGGCACCACGAAGAAGAACCCAAACAAAACAAGAAGCGAUCCACUAAACCAGCUAAGCCUUCCAAACCCGACGAGUACUUCGAGGAUAAGCGCAACUUGGAAGACUUAUGGAUAGAAACAUUCCCUGUUGGAACAGAGUGGGAUCAAUUGGAUUCUGUCUAUCAAUACAACUGGAAUUUCUCGAACCUGGAAAAUGCAUUUGAAGAGGGUGGUGUGCUGCAUGGGAAAAAAGUUUAUCUCUUUGGUUGCACUGAGCCUCAACUGGUUUCGUUUAAAGAUGAAAGCAAAGUUGCCUGCGUACCUGUUGUUGUAGCUGUUGUAUCACCUUUACCACCAUCUGAUAAAAUUGGGAUUAACUCAAUCCAGAAAGAGGCUGAAGAGAUAAUUCCCAUGAAACAAAUGAAAAUGGGCUGGGUUCCAUAUAUCCCCUUGGAGGACAGAGAAAGCCAAGUUGAUAGAGUGAAGUCUCAAAUAUUUAUAUUGCGUUGCACCCAAAGAAGGGCUGGGUUAAAACAUCUGAAAUUGGAUCUUGUAAAGAAAUAUGAGUACUGCUUGCCUUAUUUCUACCAGCCAUUUAAGGAAGAUGAACUGGAACAGAGCACUGAGGUUCAAAUAAUAUUUCCAGCAGAGCCAACACCGGUCUUCUGUGAAUUUGAUUGGGAAUUAGAUGAACUGGAGGAGUUCACUGAUAAGCUCAUAGAGGAGGAGUUAUCAGAAGAUCAAAAAGAUGCCUUUAAGGAAUUUGUCAAGGGAAAAGUACGUGAAGCAAAGAAAGCUAAUAGAGAGGCAAGGGAAGCUCGAAGAAAAGCCGUUGAAGAAAUGAGUGAGGAAGCUAAAGCUGCAUUUGAGAGCAUGAGAUUUUAUAAGUUCUACCCCGUGCAAAGUCCAGAUGCACCUGAUGUAUCAAAUUUUAAGUCUCCAUUCAUAAACAGAUAUUACGGAAAGGCUCAUGAGGUUCUGUGAUUGGAUCCAAGACGAUAAUAACUUCAAAUUUUGCCUGCCACUUGGAGAUUUCUUUACCUAUGAGUAUGAAUUCAGGAGGCAAUCCCCUGGUGCCUCAUUAAAUUUUAUUUACCGAUGUAAUUGUCUGAAGGAACAUACAAUGUUAAAUGUAGCUCAGAAAUCGCAGAGAAGCGAAGAUGUUAAGAUAGGAGGAAUAUAUAUGUUUCUGAUUUCCAAUUUGUAGAGAAUUGCUAAGAUUCAAGAGCACUUCAAUUGGAGUGGCUCUCGCUUGUCUCGGUUUCUCUCUUGAGAUUCUUUUUUACAUUAAAAUUUUGUUGUAUGGCAUAGUUUUCAGUA